GUGGAUGGGGGUCUCCAGCGUUCAGGGUUGUCCUUUCCGGGCUGUGCCCAGCCCCGGGGUGUCCCCUGUGCCCCCCCAGGUGCCCUCGGUGCAGGACACGGUGCAGGAGCACCUGGGGCAGGUGAGGACGGGCGGGGCCCAGGCCGUGCCCGACCGGGACCGCGCCGAGCUCAAGAGGAGGAAGCUGCUCCUGGAAGUGACCCUCAAGUCGUUUUGGAUCCGCAAGGGCAGCGCCUUCAGCACGGCGCUGGCGCGGCCGGAGACGGAGCUGACCCCGGAGAUGAUCGCCACCGGCUCCUGGCGCCGGCUGCCCUUCAAACCCUACAACUUGUGA
Ficedula albicollis (Collared flycatcher) is the source of this 334-nucleotide messenger RNA. It is a transcript of the gene FARSA, whose product is annotated as phenylalanyl-tRNA synthetase alpha subunit. Lineage: Eukaryota; Metazoa; Chordata; Aves; Passeriformes; Muscicapidae. The transcript is spliced from 3 exons. Bases 5 to 334 code for a protein of 109 amino acids. The record is from RefSeq and is a predicted model, not a curated record.